UUUUGUAAAAUUGCAAAAAGCACAUGCACUGUGAAGCCCCUGUUGCACACAGGCAGUCUUGAAAAGUCUUCGGUUCACUGUUAACUUACCUGGAAUACCAUAAAUUGUAAAAACAAACAAAAAUGCAUAUAAACACAUACAAAUACGUAAAUAUGCAACGCAUUUAUUAUGUUUAAUUACAAGUUAGUUGUUAAUAUAGACAGAGAUUAAGGAGGCGGCGCUAUACUAAAUACACGGUUGCCAGAUUUAUUAAUAAUCAUCAGUCUAAAUAAAGUAUGCUUAAACUGCCAAAAGCUGAAAUAAAUAAAUAAAAAAAACUUUGUGAAAUAAUUAUUAAAUAUUAACUUUUGUAAAUGUAUGUUUUGUUCACAGGUUGGUCUCGUCAGGGUGAGUAAUGAGAUCGGAAAGGUUUAAAUGUGGGCCAUAUCUGGGUUGUACACUGUACAUGGGGCCUAUUAUAUACUUAUAUUGGACCCAUAUAGGAAUAAAGUAAGCUUUAACAAAGGUAUACAUUAGAAAAUAAUUUCCAAUCAUGCCAUGCCCACCUAGCCCACGAUUACUACCACACUGAGCAAAGCGGGCUGGUUUGUUAAAUAUGUCAUUUAUAUGUCAGUUUAAUGUGCAGGCACACUUUUUUCCCACCUAGAUUAUACCUGGUCCUGACUGGGUCCUGAUUGGGCAUAACAACGACUAAGGCUGCGUCUGAAAUCGCAUACUUCCAUACUAAACAGUACGCAAAAUCAGUACGCGAGAUGGGGUAGUGUGUCCGAAUGCGCAGUAUGCGAGUUUAAGGACGCGAAAAGUUCCCGGAUGACGUACUGCACCGGGACAGAUUUUGAAGUAUGCAAGCCCUGCACACUUCCCCCGCUCAUAUUUCCCAGAGUUCCAAGGGGGGCGGCAGAAGCGAAGCAGAGGUUGAAGAUGGCGGACAGCGGCGACGCGGGUCUUUACAAGUGGAGUGAUGAGGACACCAGGGAGCUGAUCCGGUGGAGGGUGGCCAAUGAGGCCCUCUUCACCGGAAAAAGAAAUGCAGCAGUUCGAGGAUUUGAAGCCUUCGUGUUGGAGAAAAAGUUGAAAGGGAAGGUGACCCCUGUCUUCGUAAAGAAGAAAUGGGAGAACCUAAAACAAAAGUACGAGGAACUCAGGUGCCCCCCUACUGGGGUGAGUACUGAGGGUGGUGAAGCAACAGCAGCAUCCUGGAAAUGGUAUACUGCCAUGGAUGAGGCAAUAGGUGGGAGGCCAUCAAUUAGCCCACCCACCCUUAUUGUCUCAUCUGGCCAGGGUGCUGCUGAAGCUUCAACACCCUCUUGUAGGCCAGGAGACAACCAGACCCCAGGCAGGAAAAGGCAGAGGGAGACCGACCUCAUAGUUUUUUUAAAGGAGAUGGAAGAGAGGGAAAAUGAGAGAGAGCGAGAGGCAGCAGAGAGAGAGGAGAGGCGAUGGCAAGAGGCUGAGGAGAGAGAGGAAAGAAGAGAGAGGGAAAGAAUUGAGCGCGAGGAAAGGCGAGAGCAAGAGACAAGAGAGAGAGUUAAGGAGAGAUCGAGAGGCCAGAGAGAGAGAGGAAAGGAGAGAGACAGAAGCGAGAAUAAGGGAAGAAAGGAGAGAGAGAGGAGAGAGAGAGGGAAGAAAGAUUCUUGCAAAUAUUGGGGAUUCUUGUUAAAAAAGAAACAUUUAAAAAUCAGUUUGCACGUCCAGUGGUAUUAUUGUGUCUUGAGAAACGGCAGUUUAUAUUUGCAUAUUAUAGAAGAAUGUUAGUAUUCUAACUGUAAAGAAGGACAUUUAAAGUUUCCUCACCCAGUCUAUAAUUGACAAUGUAGUAUUUAUUCCAAACAAGCAAGACAUUUUCAGGGACUAGGAAUUUACAACUCUAUUAAGUGAAUUUAAGUGUUUUAUCUUUAGAAAUAUCUUUCUUUUAACUCUUAGUUAAAUUAGAAGUAGCAAUUUAAGUCUAUGGUUACUGUAAGGCAGGGGUGCCCAAUCUUUUCCACAAUGGGCCGGUGUAACUGCAGGUGUGUUAUCCGUAACUGUGACACCAUUAUGAGCUAAACUUAGUUUCUUUAAAAAAAAAAUAAUAAUAAUGACAAGUUCACCUAACUCAAGCAGUUUGAUUCAGUACCUUUUGGUUGUUUACUGCCCCAAAGAUGGCUCCAAUCUGCUGCAAAGAAUAAGGGAGGAAAGUUCUGAGGAAACAGGGCAGCAUUUAAAUGCUCUUGGUAGUGCAGGUAUGUAUGCAUAUGUAGGUCAGGUUUUAACGUUAAAAUAAGUGCAGUAAUUUGUGAAAAGAUGUGCUCUUGUGUGUAGAUCAAAUAGUUAAGCUCUUAAAAAAAACUACAUCAAAUUUAAAAUACCUAUAAGAUAAGUAAACAUGAAUGGUUUCUUAUUCAAGUUCAAACAUGUUGGUAAUUUAAAAUUCAAAGUGUACCCUUAAUUGAAAAAGUGUUGAUGUUGGUGUGGUGAUUAGCAAAAGAAACAGAAAAUGGGGAAAGUGUAUUUUUUUUAUUUAACCACAAUCAAAAGUGGAAAAGGGUAGAACAACUAAGAAACAAGAAAUUACUAGGAUCUAUUAGGAUCUGUUUAAUCUAAUAAGAACUAUUUAUUUGAACAAUUUAUAAUAGAUUAUGAAAAAAUUUUACCUACUUAGCAAAAUUAAACUAUUUAAAAUAUCAGAAAUAUGAAAAUGUAACAGGUAAAACUAUAGAACUGUAAAUGUAAAAAAAAACAUGAAAAUUGUCAAAGACUAUGUACAGAACUCUAAAGAUAAUCAUGCUCAAGAAGAGCUGGUACGGCCAUCUGGGGUGCAGAGACAGCUGCAGCCAGGUUCUCCCGUGCCUCGUUUCCAGAUCUUUCCUCUGUUUGUGCAGGCUCUGGGGCAUGAGCAUCCUCCUCCUCUGGAACAUCUGGCUCAAUGAUGUCACCAUGAGCAAUGCACAGGUUGUGGAGCACUGCGCAACAUGCCACGACCUCUGGGGCGAAGACAGGGCUCACCUCAAGGGCCUUGAAGAAAAUGGAGCGCCAGCGUGUCUUCAGCAUCCCAAAUGCUCUUUCAAUGACGCACCGGGCCUGAGAGAGCUUGCGGUUAAAGCGAGCCUGUACAGGGUUCUGUACAGGCUCUCGAUAUGGGGUCAGGAGCUUGAUGGGAGUGCUGAUGCACGGAUAACCCCCAUCCCCAAGGAUGCAUCUUCCCGCAGGUGGGUACAAUGCCUCUUUAUACAAGGGGCUGUUUUUUAAAAUCCUUGCAUCGUGCACAGAGCCAGGAUACCCAACAAAAAUGUCUAAAAACUUUCCCUGGUGGUCACAGAUGGCUUGCAGCUGGAC
Astyanax mexicanus (Mexican tetra) is the source of this 3315-nucleotide messenger RNA. Its product is annotated as scaffold attachment factor B2-like. Lineage: Eukaryota; Metazoa; Chordata; Actinopteri; Characiformes; Acestrorhamphidae. The record is from RefSeq and is a predicted model, not a curated record. Bases 811 to 1755 code for a protein of 314 amino acids. The transcript has 4 exons.